AUGGAGCUAGAAAAUUCCGUUCGUCGAGCGGACGCCGAAAACCAGGCCAUGAACCCCACGGCUCCCAUCCUGGACUACUCUGAGGAGCACGAGUUCGUGUCAGCCAACCAGCUGGACGACUACUACGCGAAGGAGGACAAAGCGGACGCGCGAGAGGAGGAGCAGAGGAAACUGACCAAGGGUAAAGCGGCUAGGACCGCGAUCCAGCGCUUUUAUAAGGAUCAGUGUGUGUUUUUGACUGGCGGAACCGGCUUUUUGGGGAAAGUUUUGAUCGAAAAGAUGCUUCGAUCAUGCGGAGAUUUGGACACGAUAUUUGUUCUCGUUCGUCCCAAAAAGGGUAAAGAUCCCCACACAAGGAUGCACGACAUGUUAGACGAUUUUGUUUUCCACCGAGCUCAUGAUGAAAAUCCGAAAGGAAUUCACAAAGUGGUCCCAAUCGUGGGAGACAUGGAAAAACCUGGUCUAGGUAUCAGUCCAGAGGACAGAAAAAUGAUAACUUCUAAGGUGACAAUUAUAAUAAAUUCAGCCGCCACAGUAAAGUUCGACGAGAAAUUAUCAGUAGCGGCAGGAAUUAACGUGCGUGGAACGAAAUCGGUGCUCCAACUGGCGAAGGAAUGUAAACAUUUGAAGGCGUUGACUCAUGUGUCGACGGCCUUUUCGCAAACGCACGUUAGGCAUAUUGAAGAAAAAUUCUACGAGCCGCCGAUGUCCGUGGAGGCUUUAGAGGCAGUGGCGCAGCUGGACGACGACGUCGUCGAUUCCAUUCUACCCACACUUUUAGGCAACCGGCCCAACACCUACUGCUUCACGAAGGCGGUCGCCGAAGACGCGGUGAGGAAAUAUGGAGAAGGGAUGCCCGUGGCCAUUCUGAGGCCUUCCAUAGUGAUCUCAACGUACGAUGAACCAGUAAGAGGGUGGACGGACAGUGUAUAUGGACCGACGGGACUCGUCGUCGGUAUUGGGACGGGGGUUUUAAGAACAAUGUAUAUGGACUUGGACAAAGUGGCGGACAUGGUGCCAGUCGACCUCACCGUCAACGCCAUCAUCGCCUCGACCUACCACACCGCUAAGAACUUUAAGGAAAACCAAACGUCCGAUAUCCCCAUCUACAACUACGUGUCGGGGGCGCAAUCUCCGGUAACGUGGGGGGAGUUUAUCGAGUCCAACCGACGACACGGCACCACCAAACCCACAAUGAAGGCGGUUUGGUAUUAUGGAUUAAACCCUACCAAGAGCUACUACAUGUUCCUGUUCUACAACUUCUUCUUGCACUACUUGCCGGCUUUGUUGAUCGACAGCUUCUGCGCGCUAACGGGCAGGAAACGGAAUAUGCUGAAAUUCUACUCGAAAGUGAGCAAACUAGCGAACAUCCUCUUCUACUUCUCAACACAAGACUGGCGCUUCACGGACGACAAUGUGAGGGAAAUGUGGCGCUCGUUGCCGGAGAGCGACCAGACCGUCUUCCCCUUCAACAUGGCGGAGAUGUCCUGGGAGUACAUGGCCGAGACUUUCCUAUUGGGUCUACGUGUAUAUUUAGUCAAAGAUGACCUCUCAACGUUACCCGAAGCGAGGAAAAAAUGGAACAGAUUAUACUUCCUGCACCAAUGCCUGAAACUCGCCACGUUGUGCGUCGUACUAUAUUUAGGAUAUUGUAUUUUAAACUUUAUUAGUUGGUUAGUGUUGGGUUGA
Molecule: messenger RNA, 1689 nt
Organism: Leptosia nina
Lineage: Eukaryota; Metazoa; Arthropoda; Insecta; Lepidoptera; Pieridae
Source: the annotation of a GenBank genome assembly